Messenger RNA from Arachis ipaensis, 765 nucleotides. RefSeq lists its product as uncharacterized. The record is from RefSeq and is a predicted model, not a curated record. NCBI's taxonomy places the organism in Eukaryota, Viridiplantae, Streptophyta, Magnoliopsida, Fabales, Fabaceae.
UCUAAUUGUUUACCUUCAUACCUUUGGAAGAAAGAACUCAUGGCCUCAGGUAGGAGAAGACCUCCUCAUGCACUAGGGCAUAUUGGGAGGAACAACGAUGUCGUCCGAGUUAUCAAAUCGGCUGGGGAUCCGUCGCGACCACUGCAUAUACCCUUCCCAAAUGAUCUCCUCCCGAAAUCUAGCAAACAUGUAUACCUAACAGUCUCCGACGGGGUGCAGAGAACAUACAAGAUUGGAUGUAGCUCGAACGUCUUCGGUGAGAUCACGCUCGAAGGGGGGUGGGAAAGGUUUUAUUGUGACUACAAGCUUCGUCCCAAUGACAUUCUGCUGUUGAAGCACAAGGGCCUCGAUGACUUUGAUGUGCGUAUCUUUGAAUUAUCCGGAGUGGAGAGGUCUUAUGUUCCGUCUAGAGGUGAAUCCAGCAACAGAGGAACCCCCCAGGUUCCAAACACUCCUCCAGUGCAUCUGCCUCGAACGGGUUGCAUCAAUAUUCCUAGGAGCGCGGCUGCGUCUGAGGUGGCACAGACAUUUCGCUCUGAACACCCAUUCUUUGUAAUGCACAUCACAAGAAGGCUAUUACUUGUCCACUUCCUGGUAAGUCUAGUGCUAGUAAUGUUUGUAUCUCCUUCCCUUUCGACUAUAUACACCUGUUACAUUGGCAAUGUUGGUCCACAUUAUCUGUGUUGUUUCUAUGUUGGUGGUUAUGUUGUAAUUGUUAGGUUAUGUCGAGUAGGCAUUGUGCAUGUCUGUGUUUUAUGUUGGUGA